GCGAAAGAGAGGAAGUACUAUCAAACGAACUUACCUCAAACAAUUCUUGAAAAAACAAUCGUAGAAUCUUGUUCCAAGCAUGACCAAAAAUAUCCAUUUCUUUUUUCUGUUCAUCUUCCUAAACAUUCUUGAAUUUAGUGUUCAUUUAACCAAAUCAAAUCCACUUUCCCAAUUCCCAUGUCAGCCACCUCAUCACAAAUAUACUUUCUGCAACAAAAAAUUGCCAAUCUCCACAAGAGUUCACUCCUUAAUCUCCUUACUCACCAUUGAUGAGAAGAUUUUACACCUCUCUGAUAAUACAACUUCAAUACCUAGACUUGGUUUGCCAGCAUAUGAAUGGUGGUCAGAAUCUCUUCAUGGUAUUGGCACUAAUGGACCUGGGAUCAAUUUCAAUGGCCCCAUUAAAGGUUCUACAAGUUUUCCCCAAGUUAUUCUUACUGCAGCUGCUUUCAAUAGAACUUUGUGGCAUUCGAUUGCAUCGGCUAUUGCAGUUGAGGCAAGGGCUAUGUAUAAUACGGGUCAAUCUGGGCUGACAUUUUGGGCGCCUAAUAUUAAUGUUUUUAGGGAUCCCAGAUGGGGUAGAGGUCAAGAAACGCCAGGGGAAGAUCCAAUGUUGGUUUCUGCUUAUGCUAUUGAGUAUGUAACGGGAUUUCAAGAGCUGAAUUCAAAGGCGGAUAAAGAAAGUAGGAAUGGACAUGGAUUUGGCAAUACCAGGAGGGUUCUUAAAGAAGAUGAUGAUGAUGGUGAUAGGCUGAUGUUAUCCGCUUGUUGUAAGCAUUUCACUGCAUAUGACUUGGAGAAAUGGGGUAAUGUUACCAGAUACAACUUCAAUGCUGUGGUGACCAAGCAGGAUAUGGAGGACACGUUUCAGGCACCUUUUCGUAGUUGUAUCCAACAAGGUAAGGCCAGUUGCUUGAUGUGCAGCUACAAUAGUGUGAAUGGAGUACCCGCAUGUGCAGAUAAGGAGCUUUUAGAUAAAGUCCGAACUGACUGGGGGUUUGAUGGAUACAUCACCUCUGAUUGUGAUUCUGUGGCUACUAUAUAUGAAUACCAAAAUUUCACCAAAACUCCAGAAGAGGCAGUUGCUGUUGCUCUUAAAGCAGGAACAAAUAUAAACUGUGGAACAUACAUGCUGCGACACGUGAAAUCUGCAUUCCAGCAGGGGAAUGUGCUUGAAGAAGACCUAGACAGAGCACUGCAAUACUUGUUUUCUGUUCAAUUCCGGCUUGGUCUUUUUGAUGGAAACCCUGCAAAGGGACAGUUUGCAAAAUUUGGACCUAAAGAUGUCUGCACUUCUAAUAACUUGAAUUUGGCCCUUGAUGCAGCGAGGCAGGGUAUUGUGCUUCUUAAAAAUGACCAGAAGUUCUUGCCAUUGGACAAGAGAAGUAUUUCUACAUUAGCUAUAAUAGGUCCUAUGGCAAAUGUGAGCAGUCCGGGUGGUACUUACACAGGAGUGCCAUGCAAAUUAAAGAGCAUACGUGAGGGGUUUCACAGUCAUAUAAAUAGAACACUUCAUGCAGCUGGUUGCCUGGACGUAGGAUGCAAUUCCACUGCUGGUUUCCCGGAUGCUAUUUCUAUUGCUAAAGAAGCUGAUUAUGUAAUUAUUGUGGCUGGGUUGGAUUUAUCCCAGGAAACUGAGGAUCGCGAUCGGUAUAGUCUUCUCUUACCAGGUUACCAAACAAAUUUAGUUACCACUCUUGCAGCUGUAAGUAAGAAACCAAUCAUUUUGGUUCUAACUGGUGGUGGACCUGUUGAUGUAUCCUUUGCUGAGAAAGACCCAAGAAUUGCUAGUAUCUUAUGGGUUGCUUACCCUGGAGAGACUGGUGGCAAAGCACUUUCCGAGAUAGUUUUUGGAUAUCAAAACCCAGGUGGAAAAUUGCCCAUCACUUGGUACCUUGAGUCAUUCACCAAAGUGGCAAUGACUGACAUGAAUAUGAGAUCUGAUCCUUCGAAUGGUUAUCCGGGAAGAACCUAUCGGUUUUACACUGGAGAUCCGCUAUAUGGAUUUGGGCAUGGAUUGAGCUAUACAAGCUUCUCUUCGCAGCUAUUAUCUGCACCAAACAGAUUGAGUUUAUCACUUGCUAAAUCUAAUUGGAAAAGGAGUAUACUUGCCCAAGAACGCAGUAGGCUUGGUUACAUUCCUGUUGACGAAGUGCCAAGUUGUAGUUUGUCUAAUUUCUUCAUUCAUAUCGAUGUCGCGAACGAUGGGGACAUGGAUGGAAGCCAUGUUCUGCUGUUAUUCUCACGUGUGCCUCAGAAUAUUCAAGGUGCUCCACAAAAACAACUGGUGGGAUUUGAUCGUGUGCAUGUCCCAGCACGUAAAUCUGUUCAAACAAGUCUGUUGGUAGAUCCUUGCGAGUUUCUUAGCUUUGCAAAUGACCAAGGCAACAGAAUACUGGCACUUGGUGAACAUACUCUCAUUUUAGAUGAUAUUGAGCAUAUUGUAUCCAUUGAAAUGUGAUAAGAUCCAUCAUAGUUAUGAGGAAGUCAAAUGGCAUCUGGGUUGAAGGUUUUUCUUGCCUGAAAUGUUCAUAGAAUAAGAAUACUGUUGUGAGUUGUGACCUGAUUCUCAGAUUCUUCUCCAUUCAGUGCCAGAGCAUGAAGUUGAGGAAUUAUAGGAUUUCAAGCUAAGGUGAUGUUAUGCAAAGAUCAGUACAUAUGGAGUAUUUUAAUGAUUAGUACAUAUGGAAGCUAUAAAUGUCGCCAAUACCUUCAAUGUACAGCGAUGUCUUCACAUGAAACAAUAGCACGAAUGUUCCUUUUAUUUUUCUUUUCUUGUUUAUGACUUCUUCUAUUUUACCCCUACCUAGGAGCUAUCCCACCUUUUCGUUCACUUGGUGACUCAAACCUACAACCUUAACAUUGGAGGUGGAGGGUGCUUACCAGUUGAGCAGCCCUUCGUCUCUUUGUUUUAUGACUUGUGAGAGAAAAGGGUUCUUUCUGGUUGUGGUUGUCUGUGUUGUAGUUUCCCUUUCUUAA
Messenger RNA from Solanum dulcamara, 2979 nucleotides. Its product is annotated as probable beta-D-xylosidase 6. The transcript has 6 exons. Gene Ontology annotation, molecular function: xylan 1,4-beta-xylosidase activity; alpha-L-arabinofuranosidase activity. The record is from RefSeq and is a predicted model, not a curated record. Lineage: Eukaryota; Viridiplantae; Streptophyta; Magnoliopsida; Solanales; Solanaceae. Gene Ontology annotation, cellular component: plant-type cell wall. The coding region runs from base 80 to 2461 and encodes 793 amino acids. Gene Ontology annotation, biological process: xylan catabolic process; arabinan catabolic process.